CCACCGGGACGACCCGACACUUUCACCGCUGUCUCCGGGCUUUACUUUGGGGUACCUGAAGGCAUUGAGUCCUUUCAGCUAGUCAGACAGGAGCUGUAAGCAAAUGUCACCUGCUCGUAUGUGUUUUUAUAGCGACUAUUUUAGAGUCCUGUGAACAAGCUUACCUGUGAGCGCGGAGCAGCUGCACACUUCUUCAACAUGGCUUCUUCCGCCACAGGUGACCACGAAGACCAGACAGAUAUAAAUGCCUGUUAUCUGCGAGCAGCUCGGGCCGGGAAUUUAGAAAAAGCUUUGGACUACUUGAAGAAUGGAGUGGACAUCAAUAUCUGCAAUCAGAACGGUCUGAAUGCUCUCCAUCUGGCCUCGAAGGAGGGCCAUGUGGAGGUGGUGGCAGAGCUCAUUAAGCAGGGUGCCAAUGUGGACGCAGCUACCAAGAAAGGAAACACAGCCCUGCACAUAGCCUCCCUGGCCGGCCAGACAGACGUGGUGAAGGAGCUCGUCACUCACAGCGCCAACGUCAAUGCACAGUCACAGAAUGGCUUCACUCCGCUCUACAUGGCAGCGCAGGAGAAUCACAUGGAUGUGGUUCAGUUCUUAUUGGACAACGGCUCCAGUCAGAGCAUCGCCACUGAGGACGGUUUCACUCCUCUGGCGGUGGCGUUGCAGCAGGGCCAUGACCAAGUGGUUUCCCUCCUACUGGAAAACGACACCAAGGGGAAGGUGCGCCUCCCAGCGUUGCACAUCGCCGCUCGGAAAGAUGACACCAAGGCCGCCGCCCUCCUCCUCCAGAACGACCACAACGCCGACGUGGAGUCCAAGAUGAUGGUGAAUAGAACAACAGAGUCGGGUUUCACUCCUCUCCAUAUUGCGGCGCACUACGGCAAUAUCAACGUAGCAACGCUCCUGCUUAACAGAGGGCAGCUGUGGACUUCAAGGGCGAGGAAUGACAUCACACCGCUUCACGUAGCAUCCAAACGCGGGAACAGUAAUAUGGUGCGACUGCUGCUGGAGAGAGGGGCCAAGAUAGAUGCACGGACCAAGGAUGGUCUGACUCCUCUCCACUGUGGAGCCAGGAGCGGCCAUGAGCAGGUGGUGGAGAUGCUGCUGGAUAGAGGAGCACCGAUACUAUCAAAGACUAAGAACGGCCUGUCUCCCCUCCACAUGGCGACGCAGGGCGACCACCUGAACUGCGUCCAGCUGCUGCUGCACCACGAGGUUCCCGUUGACGACGUGACCAACGAUUACCUGACGGCGCUGCACGUGGCCGCACACUGUGGACACUACAAGGUGGCGAAGGUCAUCGUGGAUAAAAAGGCCAACCCUAACGCCAAGGCUCUGAAUGGUUUCACUCCUCUGCACAUUGCCUGCAAGAAAAACAGAGUCAAGGUGAUGGAGCUACUUCUGAAGCAUGGAGCGUCUAUACAGGCAGUCACUGAGUCCGGUCUGACUCCCAUCCACGUUGCAGCGUUUAUGGGACACGAAAACAUCGUCCACCAGCUAAUCAACCACGGAGCUUCGUCAAACACGAGCAAUGUGAGAGGGGAGACGGCGCUCCACAUGGCAGCGAGGGCAGGACAGUCUAAUGUGGUCCGAUAUCUGGUCCAGAACGGAGCACAAGUCGAUGCCAAGGCCAAGGACGAUCAGACUCCGCUGCAUAUCUCAAGCCGUCUCGGAAAGCAAGACAUCGUCCACCAGCUGAUGGCCAACGGAGCGGACCCGGACGCCACGACGAGCUCCGGAUACACACCUUUACACCUGGCGGCCAGAGAGGGACACAGAGACGUGGCCUCAGCACUGCUGGACAAAGGAGCUAGUCUGGACAUCACUACCAAGAAGGGCUUCACUCCUUUGCAUGUAGCAGCAAAGUACGGGAAGAUCGAGGUAGCUAACUUGCUGCUGCAGAAGAACGCUCCACCUGAUGCUGCUGGGAAGAGUGGACUAACUCCACUGCAUGUAGCAGCACACUAUGAUAACCAGAAGGUGGCGCUGCUCUUGCUCAACCAGGGGGCUUCACCGCACGCUGCUGCCAAGAACGGCUACACACCGCUCCACAUUGCAGCCAAGAAGAAUCAGAUGGAGAUCACCACCACGUUACUGGAGUACAGCGCCUCCACCAACACCGUCACACGCCAGGGGAUCACUCCUCUGCACCUCGCAGCGCAGGAAGGCAACGUAGACAUAGUGACGCUGCUGCUGGCUCGAGACGCUCCUGUUAACAUGGGCAAUAAGUCCGGUCUCACUCCGCUCCACCUGGCUGCUCAGGAGGAUAAAGUCAACGUCGCUGAGGUCUUAGUCAACCACGGAGCUACAAUAGACCCUGAGACCAAGUUGGGUUACACUCCUCUCCAUGUGGCCUGUCACUAUGGCAACAUAAAGAUGGUUAGCUUCCUGUUGAAAAACCAGGCGAAGGUCAACGCUAAGACCAAGAACGGUUACACACCUCUCCACCAGGCCGCUCAGCAGGGACACACACACAUCAUCAACAUGCUGUUACAUCACGGAGCAUCACCCAACGAGCUCACCUCUAAUGGGAACAGUGCUCUGUCUAUUGCCAGGAGGCUCGGCUACAUCUCUGUAGUUGACACACUCAAGGUGGUCACAGAGGAGACUCUGGUCACUAAGACUGUGACGGAGAAGCACAAGAUGAAUGUUCCCGAGACCAUGAACGAGGUGUUGGACAUGUCCGACGACGAAGGUGAUGAUGCAAUGACGGGGGACACAGACAAAUAUCUGGCCCCCCAGGACCUGCGGGAGCUGGGCGACGACUCGCUCCCUCAGGAAGGCUACAUGGGCUUCAGUGUUGGUGCUCGGUCACAGAGCCUGCGUUCCUUCAGUUCUGAUAGGUCCAACACGUUGAACCGGAGCUCGUUCACGCGCGACAGCAUGAUGAUAGAGGAGAUGCUCGCCACCAAUAAGGAGAUGCAUUUAGCGGCGGCUAAAGACUGCGACAACGACUCCCUGAGGAGAUACAGCUGGACGGCAGACGCACUGGAUAAUGUCAACCUGGUCUCCUCACCAAUACACUCCGGGUUCCUGGUCAGCUUCAUGGUCGACGCUAGGGGCGGGUCCAUGAGAGGAAGUCGUCACAAUGGCAUGCGCAUCAUCAUCCCUCCUAGAAAAUGCACCGCGCCCACCAGGAUCACCUGUCGACUGGUCAAGAGGCACAAACUGGCAUCGCCUCCCCCGAUGGUGGAAGGAGAAGGCCUGGCUAGCCGACUGGUCGAGGUCGGCCCGGCAGGAGCUCAGUUCCUCGGGCCUGUGAUAGUGGAAAUCCCCCAUUUUGGCUCGAUGCGGGGACAGGAGAGAGAGCUGAUCCUAUUGCGCAGCGAGAAUGGAGAAAGCUGGAAGGAGCAUCUGUACGAUUGUAAGACCGACGACCUCAACCAGCUCCUCAAUGGAAUGGAUGAAGAACUGGACAGUCCUGAUGAGCUGGAGAAGAAGAGAAUCUGCCGCAUCGUCACCAAGGACUUCCCACAGUACUUCGCCGUAGUGUCUCGGAUCCGGCAGGAGACCAAUCAGAUGGGACCCGAGGGCGGGACUCUGUGCAGCCGGAGCGUCCCAUUGGUUCAGGCCUCCUUCCCUGAGGGUGCCUUAACCAAAAAGAUUAAAGUUGGACUGCAGGCCCAGCCGGUACCUGAUGACACCGUGAAGAAAAUUCUCGGUAACCGAGCAACCUUCAGCCCCAUUGUUACCGUGGAGCCCAGAAGAAGGAAGUUCCACAAGCCUAUCACCAUGACAAUCCCAGUGCCGCCUCUCUCAGGGGAGGGUCUCACUAACGGCUAUAAAGGAGACUCUACUCCCUGCCUCCGCCUUCUCUGUAGCAUCACAGGUGGUACGUCUCCAGCUCAGUGGGAAGACAUCACCGGCACAACUCCUCUCACCUUCGUCAAAGACUGCGUCUCCUUCACCACCAAUGUUUCUGCCAGGUUCUGGUUAGCAGACUGCCACCAGAUCCCAGAGACCGUGGGCUUGGCCACGCAGCUGUACAGGGAGCUGAUCUGUGUGCCCUACAUGGCCAAGUUCGUGGUGUUUGCCAAGAUGAACGAUCCGGUGGAGUCCAGGCUGAGGUGCUUCUGUAUGACAGACGAUAAGGUGGACAAGACCCUGGAGCAGCAGGAGAACUUUGAGGAGGUGGCGAGGAGCAAAGAUAUAGAGGUUCUGGAGGGCAGACCCAUUUAUGUGGAUUGCUACGGAAAUUUGGCUCCUCUGACCAAAGCCGGUCAGCAGUUAGUUCUUAACUUCUACGCCUUCAAGGAGAACCGCUUGCCCUUCUGCGUCAAGAUCAGAGACCCCAGCCAGGAGCACUGCGGUCGUCUCACUUUCCUUAAAGAGUGUAAGACCAUAAAGGGCUUCCCACAAACCGCCGUGUGCAACCUGAACAUCACACUUCCUGCAGUGAAAAAGGAAAUGGAAUCAGAUGCCGAGGAUGAGACUGAAAAGCCAGAGCGACGUCAUACCUUUGCAUCUCUAGCCUUACGUAAGCGCUACAGCUAUCUGGCCGAGCCUGCACUGAGCCCUCAGAGUCCCUGUGAGAGAACAGACCUCCGUAUGGCAAUAGUAGCCGACCACCUCGGACUCAGCUGGACUGAGCUGGCCAGGGAGAUGGAUUUCUCUGUGGAUGAGAUCAACUUCAUCAGAGUGGAGAACCCCAAUUCCCUGACAGCACAGAGUUUCAUGCUCCUUAAGAAAUGGGUUCACAGGGAUGGUAAAAACGCCACAACGGAUGCUUUAACUGCGGUGCUGACUAAGAUCAAUCGGUUGGAUAUUGUGACUUUGCUGGAAGGGCCCAUAUUUGACUACGGUAACAUUUCAGGCACACGCUGCUUUGCCGAUGAUAACGCAGUAUUCCCGGAUCAGUCCGAUGGAUACAACAAUAUAGAUCUGGAGCUGCAAUCCCCUGUAGAGCUGAACUACGAGCCCCCCACCCCACUGCGCUCAGAUGACUUCUUUAGCGAGGGCGGCCCCUUUUUAGACUCCCCUAGCAAGACCACCCUUACUAGGCCUAGCGACCUCUCUCUCACUCAGACCACCAGUACCUCCAGCAGCAACCCCAUUACUGUUGCUCCAGGCCCCGGCUCCUCUGCCAAGGAGCCCCCCAUUGUUGGGGCAGAAGAUACAACUUUGACCUCUAGAGAAAGAGGGAUGUCUGCAGAAGAUAAUACGGGGCUGGAUUCUUGUGAGUGGCCAGAUAAUGACAGAAGGGCAGUAGAGGGGCAAGGAAAGGAGACAGACGAGCAUGCCGAGGCCUUAGAGAAAGAAUUGAAGACAGGGCAGGAUGUUGUUUUGGAGAGUCAGGGAGAAGACCAAAAAGAGGAUAUCGCCCCAGAAACUGCUCAUGGAAAUGGAAGGCAGAAGGAGGAGGCAGCAGAAGAAGAAGGAGGAGGAGGAGAGGACGAGAUGACCCAGGAGAGGCUGCUGAGUCUGCUGGAGGAUAUAAAGCUGGAGGAAGGCUUGGAUGAGGAGGAGAUAACAGAGGAGAGGGUUAAUGCCAUCCUCGAGCAAGUACGGCAAGCAGAAAAAGACAUGUCUUCAGUUUCAGGCUGGAGAAGCGAGUCAUCCGGAGCAAUAAUAGAGUCCGCAAGCCCUGGCCAGAGCCCCAGCACCGACGAGGGGAGCCCCGACAGUCUAGCUGAUGUGCCGGCUCAGACCCACAAACAGAACGGAGGUCACACAGACGCAGCCAGGGAGGAGAAGGAAAAGGAAAAGGAGGCCAAGAGGAAGGGAUCUCAGGAGGACAGCAGCACAGCAGGACCAAGCAGAGGCCCGGAGGACAAGAAGAAGGAGGAGGGAGGUGAAAGGUCCCAGCACAAAGUCCAGGGAGAGGAGGCCAGAAACAUUCCUGGAGAGUCUGUGACAGAGGAGCAGUUUACAGAUGAAGACGGGAAUCUUGUCACCAGAAAAGUGAUCAGAAAGGUGGUUCGCCGUGUGUUCAACUCAGAGGAAAAGAGGGAAAGCGAAAGUGAACUUCUUACAGAAGAAGGUGGUGGUGGUGUUGUAGCGACAGGUGGAGCAGAUGUUGCUUCUUCAGCAGGAGGAGCAGCAGCAGGAGGAGGAACAGCAGGAGGAGGAGCCACGGGGGGAAAGAGCAAGAAGAGGGGGAAACGCUCCCGACAGGGCAACAAGGGCGAGAAAUCCGGAGGGGGGAAAACUGAGCCUGGAGACAGCGCCAGCAAGAAACAGGGAAAGAAGAGUCAGUCGUAACAGUGGAGCUCUCAACUAAACCUGGUCCACGGACGCCCACGUGCGUCUCCACACACACACCCUGGGAGGAAAAACGGACUGGAACCCACGAAACCCAAAAGGGGAGCCAAGCCUCGUCAAUGUCAAUCAGCCAAAAAAAAAAAGUGUCUGAAGCUUUCACUUUACAAAACGCAUGAUUUUCAGCGAGACAAACGCAAAAAAAAACAAGUUACUUUUAUUUGAUUUCGCAUGAGCAUGUCACCAAAACUCACUUAUCGUUGGAAAACAACACUGAAGGACACGCACGGACGUGAGCGGCGGGAACUUUCUCAUCUUUUGAUGUACGAACGAAAGACGGCACAAACAGAUAUAAAAAAAGGCUCACUGCUGACAGAUAAAGGAAGACUUGUGAAUCACUUUUUCUCAGACACUCGCCUUAUAUGGUCUAUUUUUUUCCUCCUGGACCCAAAGUAUUGGGGUGUACCAUGUGGUUCUUUUUUAAAAAAACAAAUGAAAUAUAAUAGUAAAUGGGUGAUUUUUUUGUUGUAUAUAAAUGACACUGUAUAAAAUCUACAAAAAAAAAAUGGAAAAAAAAAAAUCAGUAGCUUCACAGAUUGUUUAUGCACUGAUUUGAGUUGAUGAAGCUUUGCAGAGUCGGUGCAUUUGUAUUGAGAGGGUCGACACUGUUUGAGCAGCCUUGAGUGAGUGACCUGACUUCCUAAAACGAAUAAAAAACAACAAUAAAUAAUAAAGCUGUAUGUAAAUUGAGAAGCGAAUGGUACGGGGGUGGGGGAGGGAAAGAGAGAAAAAAAAAACUGCUUGAUUUUAACAAAAAGGAUUAUUUCUUUAAAAAGCCAAACUGCUACUCCGGCUCCGCUCUGUCUGUGGAUCUUUGUCUUCGGAGAUAUUUCGCUGCAUGUGACGUCACUUUAUUAUUUUAAAAGCUUUUUUCCUUUUUUUUUUUUUCCUCCUUUUUUUUGCCUCCUCCUCUUCCUCCUAAUUCAAAAAGCACUGUAAUACAAUUAGAGAGGGUUUGAUGGUACUUCUGUUUGUGUGAGCACUCAUAAUAACCCAAACAUCUGUCAUCUAUAACUGUUUUUAUUUGAUUUUUUUUUUUUUUUAUAUAAAACAUUUUAAAAAGAAAAACACACAUGGUGAGAUAGUAAAGCUUUAUUCUUAUGCUUCAGAAAGACUCAGACGCAGACUUGUGAGUGUGUAACAUCAAAUUAAAAAAAAAAAAACCCUGUCUCUGUGUAAACCCGUCAUCAUGAUAACUAAGAAGUAUAAGUUUACGCUUUUAAGGCCACUGUGGUUUUUAAACUGUUUUUAUUUGAAAUGAUUUGAUGACUUUUAUCUUUUAUUUAAUUGAUUGUAUUUACAAGUGAACAGAGAAUCUCAUUUUUAGCUUCAUUACCUGAAUUUAGUUCUUUUUACUAUAAUUAAUUAAAAAAUCACACAAAUGAACAGUAUUGAUCACACGCACUGGUAAUAAUAAAAAAAAUCAAAAUCAGAUUUUCUGUUCCUGUGUAAAUCUUUUUUCUUUUUUUUUUUUGGUCGUCUUUUUUCAUACAAAAACCACCCGUAAACAUCCAUUGUUGAUGAUGAAUCUGGUACCAACAUGUAUGACAAACCAACAUAGCCUACACUGGAUGAUCCAAGUAAUUAUUUAAGCAGAAAAAUAAAUUGUGUUUAAACUGAAA
This is a messenger RNA of Scomber japonicus (chub mackerel), 7880 nucleotides long. Its product is annotated as ankyrin-3-like. Gene Ontology annotation, biological process: regulation of cardiac muscle contraction; protein localization to T-tubule; signal transduction. Gene Ontology annotation, molecular function: protein binding. The transcript is spliced from 46 exons. Bases 199 to 6201 code for a protein of 2000 amino acids. NCBI's taxonomy places the organism in Eukaryota, Metazoa, Chordata, Actinopteri, Scombriformes, Scombridae. Gene Ontology annotation, cellular component: T-tubule. The record is from RefSeq and is a predicted model, not a curated record.